AUGCGCUUCUUCUUAUCUGCCAUCGCUCUCUUGAGCGCGGUCCCACUUCUCAUCGCUGCUCCGACGGCAAAGGCUCCAGAUGCAACCCAGGGGCUGCCUGACGGACUUCCAUCUCCAAGUCCCAGUGAACUGAAGAUAAUCGAACAAAAUGCUCACGGAACCCUGCCCAACGGCCCCCCACCCCCUGUGAUCAGCAACAUGGGAAUCAUCAACCUCAAGUUGAUCGCAUUCAAUGAACUCUUCGAGGUGGCUUUCUUCAACGAGCUCAUCUCAAAUAUCACUGAGAACGUGGAUGGUUAUCGGUUCACCGAUGAGGACGUUCGCACCAAAACUCUCUCCUGGUUGAAGGUCAUUCUCGCUCAAGAGGAACUCCAUGCGAUCAGAGCCAACGACGCUCUGAGCCACUUCGGCGUGAAGCCUGUUGAGCCUUGCCAAUACAAAUUCCCUGUCCAAGAUUUCGAUACCGCCAUCGCACUCGCCUCAACAUUCACUGACCUCGUCCUGGGCACUUUACAAGACGCCGUUGAAAGAUUCGCGCUGGGCAGAGACGUGGAUCUUGCGCGGGAGAUCUCUUCCAUCAUCGGCCAAGAAGGAGAACAACAGGGAUGGUUCCGAGUUCUGCAGGACAAGGCCCCUAGCGAGCUACCGUUCCUGACAACCAGCGACCUCAACUUCGCCUUUACUGCGAUUCAGGCCUUCACUGUUCCCGGCACUUGUCCCAAUAUCUUCGAGAUCCCACUGCGCACUUUUGAGACUUUGAAUGUUAUCACACCUCCGGGCCCGAGAAGCGAGAAGCUCACUUUCUCAUUUAUGGAUACCGGCAAUGAGACUGGUCACCAGUUGUGGAUGACUUAUAUCAACCAGCAGAAUCUGCCGAUUGUCGAGCCUCUGCAAGUUGUCUCGCGGGAUGGUGGUCAAGUCCGGGCCGAGGCCCUCUUCCCGUAUGAGGAAAAUGAGAUGAAUGGGUUUACGAUUGCGGCUGUUACGAAAAGUGACGGACCCUUUGGGGACGCAAGUACCGUGGCCAAAUGGACCCUCGCCGGACCUGGACUCAUUAUCGUUAACUGA
Penicillium cinerascens is the source of this 1068-nucleotide messenger RNA. RefSeq names its product putative sexual development protein (LsdA). The coding region runs from base 1 to 1068 and encodes 355 amino acids. The transcript has 2 exons. NCBI's taxonomy places the organism in Eukaryota, Fungi, Ascomycota, Eurotiomycetes, Eurotiales, Aspergillaceae. The record is from RefSeq and is a predicted model, not a curated record.